Molecule: messenger RNA, 1020 nt
Organism: Cricetulus griseus (Chinese hamster)
Lineage: Eukaryota; Metazoa; Chordata; Mammalia; Rodentia; Cricetidae
Source: RefSeq, a predicted model, not a curated record
AUGUCCACCAAAGGCAAAUACCAGGAGCCGGAGCAGGGGAUGGAUCCCUUUGAGGAAAAGCUGCAGAGGCUGAGGGAGGCCUUCAACACGGGGAAGACAAAGCAGGCCAAGUUCAGGGCUGAACAGCUACGGAGCCUGGGCCGCUUCCUACAGGACAACAAGAAGCAGCUGCAUGACGCUCUGGCUGGAGACCUGGGCAAGGUGCUGUUGGGGCAUUGGUCAGCCUUUGAGUCAGACAUGAGUGAGAUCAUCCUGUGCCAGAAUGAGGUAGACCUGGCCCUCAAGAACCUGCAGACCUGGAUGAAGGAUGAGCCUGUGUCCACCAACUUGCUCACGAAGCUGAGCUCAGCCUUCAUCCGGAAGGAGCCCUUUGGCCUGGUGCUCAUCAUUGCACCCUGGAAUUAUCCUUUGAACUUGAUGAUCCUGCCCCUAGUGGGGGCCAUCGCUGCAGGGAACUGCGUGGUUCUAAAGCCAUCAGAGAUAAGCAAGAACACAGAGAAGGUGCUGGCUGAGCUGCUGCCCCAGUAUCUGGACCAGAGCUGUUUUGCUGUGGUGCUGGGUGGGCCCGAGGAGACCGGGCAGCUGCUGACACACAAAUUUGACUAUAUCUUCUUCACAGGGAGCCCUCGGGUUGGCAAAAUCGUGAUGGCUGCUGCUACCAAACACCUGACACCCAUCACCCUGGAGCUAGGGGGAAAGAACCCCUGCUAUGUGGAUGACAACUGUGACCCCCAGACUGUAGCCAACCGUGUGGCCUGGUUCCGCUACUUCAAUGCUGGCCAGACCUGUGUGGCCCCCGAUUACAUCCUGUGUAGCCAGGAGAUGCAAAAGCGGCUGGGGCCUGCCCUGCAGAAUGCCAUCACACGUUUUUAUGGAGACAACCCACAGACCUCCCCUAACCUGGGCAGAAUCAUCAACCAGAAACAUUUCAAGCGGCUCCAGGGACUGCUGGGCUGUGGCCGUGUGGCCAUUGGAGGCCAGAGCAAUGAGGCAGAGCGCUACAUUGCUCAGCCACCGUGA